Molecule: messenger RNA, 474 nt
Organism: Penicillium salamii
Lineage: Eukaryota; Fungi; Ascomycota; Eurotiomycetes; Eurotiales; Aspergillaceae
Source: the annotation of a GenBank genome assembly
AUGGACAACUCCACAUUAGAGCAUGUCCGCGGGGUUUGGGAGCGCGCCAAGGACGCCAGCGCCAUCUAUCGCCUUGUUCUUUCGGGCGUUGAGAUUGUCGGCGCCACGCACGGCCACUUCCAGGCUCGACUCAAGCUUACCGCGGAUCAUGUCAACUCCCGCGGCACCAUCCAUGGAGCUGUCUCUGCAGCUAUCAUUGAUUGGGCUGGCGGCAUGGCCAUAGCCACCCGCGGAUUUGAGAAAACAGGAGCCAGCGUGGAUAUCCAUGUCACAUAUCUUUCGACUGCUAUGGUGGGGGAAACCUUGGAUAUCUUUGCUGAUGCGGAUCGAGUGGGCAAGACCAUGGCCUUUACAACCAUCAGAAUUUCGAAGGUCGUCGAUGGUGAAGUCGGCCCUCUGGUCUCAAAGGGCUCGCAUACAAAGUUCCUACCCAUCGCAAAAGAGCACCAAAAGCCACGUACCGAGGCUGCUUAA